Molecule: messenger RNA, 951 nt
Organism: Sceloporus undulatus (fence lizard)
Lineage: Eukaryota; Metazoa; Chordata; Lepidosauria; Squamata; Phrynosomatidae
Exons: 4
Coding region: 1-951 (316 amino acids)
Source: RefSeq, a predicted model, not a curated record
AUGUCAUUGUCCGGAGCCGGCAGCAAUCAGGUGGCCCUUCUUUCCACAUGCCAAACAGAGGCCAAGUUUCAUCCGGCGUUGUUUCUCCACCUCCACCGUAGUCUUGGGUUUGCCCUCUCGUCCUGGAGCCGCUGCCGCCUUCCCUUGCUGGAAAGCCGCCCGCUGCUUGGCCAGCUUGAUCCGCUCCCUGGUAGCCUCCGCCUCCCCAGCACAACGAAUCCAGUCUUGGAGGUCCGUGGGCGACUCCUUCAUCAGGAUCCACUCCAGCAGUUCUGCGCGGAGCCCAUCCUGGAACUGGCGCGUCAUCAUCGCGUCCGGAUAGUCCGUAAUAUUGGAUGCCACCCUCCGGAACUCCAUCACGUACUCGGCCACCGAUCUGCUUCCCUGCUGCAAGGUGGCGAACUUGGCUUUCGCCCGAUCCACGCGGAAUGGGUCCUCGAACCUUGCACGAAGAGCCGUCAUGAAGGCAUCCAGGGACCGCAGCUCAGGAGCCCCACAAUCAUACAGCUGCACCAACCACUGAGCCGCUUGGCCCUCCAGUCGGCCGGCCACACAUCUCACCUUCUCGGCUUCAUCCGGGAAGUAGUCCCCUCUCGCCCGCAUGUGUCCCGCCACCUGCGCGAGGAAGAAGGGAAGCUGCUCCGGGUCUCCGUUGAACUUAGCCUCCAGCUUACCAGCCAGCAGCUCCCGCAGUGCCUCUGCUUCCCCACGAUGACUGCGUGCGGUUCCUCCCGCUCCUCGCCGACGAGAGGGCGGCCUGGAGCCCUGGACAUCUUCGUCCUCCUCCUCCGAGUCGGAGUCCUCCUCCAGGUCCAGCCGACGGGCUGCCCUGGCGGCGGUGGCUACUGGUGCCAGAAGAUCAGCUGGUUUCAUAUUCUUUUUGUUCGCUUGUUUGAUCACCCAGCUGAUGAAGUGUACUCCUCUGUGGAUUUAGUACAAGAGCAAUCCUAA